AUGCUGAAACGUCGUUAUUUAUUUCGUAUUACUCUUUGUCUUCCAAUAGUUUGGUUUAUUAUUGCUCUCAUCAUUUUACAUAAUAGUAUUUCACUUAGAAAUCCAAUAGUUCAGGACGAUGAAAGCGAUCUGGAUGAUUCUGUGUUCAUUGGUGACGAUGAUGAUGAUGGCUUAAAAUCGAAGCUUAGUUUACAAUAUAUUUUCGAUUUUUACAGAAGACUGUUAAAGCUAAUACCUGAUGAUGAUGAUGAAACGCUAUUACCAGGUUUUAAAGAUGAAACCCCCGAUUUGAAUAGGCCUGGUGAGAUGGGUGUAGCAGUCGAAAUCGACAAAACUAAAUUAACACGAAAAGAAUUACAAAAAUAUCACAAUGGCUUCAGAACACAUAAAUUUAAUCAAUAUGUUAGUGAUUUGAUCUCCAAAUAUCGAACUUUGCCAGAUGUACGUGAUCCAGGCUGUCGGCAAAUCCAAUACGAACCAUUAACUAUCACAGCUAGUGUUGUUAUGUGUUUUCACAAUGAAGCCUGGUCAGUUUUAAUUCGAUCGAUACAUUCGAUUCUUAAUCGUAGUCCUGCGCAUUUACUCAAAGAAAUUAUUCUCGUCGAUGACUUCUCUCAAAUGAAACAUUUACAACAACCUUUGGAUCAUUAUAUAAAAAAACUUAAAACUGUAUCAAUUGUUCGAUUGACCAAACGCGAAGGUAUAGUACGUUCACGUUUGGCAGGUGCUGCAAGGGUUCAAGGUGAUGUUAUUGUAUUUCUUGAUUCACAUAUUGAAGUAACAGAAGGUUGGCUUGAGCCAUUACUUCAUCCUAUAUCACAAAAUCAUACGCUAGUGAUUACGCCGCUGAUUGAGGCGAUUGAUGAGAUUACAUUCAAGUAUGUACGAGGUAGACCAAAUAAGAUCGGGGUCGGUGGUUUCGAUUGGAAUCUUCAAUUUUCUUGGCAUGAAGUACCUGAACGAGAAAAACAACGAAGAAAAAAUGAUUUGGAAUUAAUCAGAUCGCCAACCAUGGCUGGAGGAUUGUUUGCGAUUAGUAAAAAUUACUUUGAUUACCUAGGCAAAUAUGAUGUCGAUAUGGAUAUUUGGGGUGGCGAAAAUCUAGAAAUAUCCUUUCGAAUAUGGAUGUGUGGAGGUACGCUACUGACUGCUCCUUGUUCACAUGUUGGACAUGUUUUCCGUAAGUCUACUCCAUACACAUGGAUACCCGGAGUAAAUGUUUUGAAAAAAAAUUCCGUUCGUCUCGCUGAAGUUUGGCUCGACGAUUACAAAAAAUAUUACUAUGAAAGAAUCAGUUACAAUUUGGAAGACUAUGGGAAUGUGACUUCACGUAAAUUGCUACGAGAAAAAUUACAAUGCAAAUCAUUUGGAUGGUAUUUAAAAGAAAUUUAUCCAGAAUUAUAUAUUCCAAAUGAUACUUUAGCAUCAGGUGAUGUUCGGAAUUUGGGCACGAGCUAUUGUUUGGAUGGUAGUGCCGAUCAUCGAAGCCUGAACCAAUCAGCAAUUGCUUUUCUAUGUCAUAACCAAGGUGGCAAUCAGUUCUUCAUGUUGACUCCGACUGGUGAGAUUCGUCGCGACGAUGGAUGUUUACAAUAUUCAGGUGGAGAAACAGAUAUGGACAAAGAGGACAAAGUUCUUAUAAUGAGAUGCGAUGAAAAAAAUCGAAAUCAGAAUUGGGUGUAUACCGAGGAUUUGCAAUUGCAUCAUCCAGUAUCGGAUCUCUGUAUGGCAACAUAUACGGAUGUGAAUCAUAUUAAAAUGCAGAAAUGUUUAUAUCGCUUUUUGCCAACAGAAUACGUCACUAUGACAGGUCAUGUUGGUUUAUCCACAGUUUCUGAUCUAGUAAAACAAACGUCUCUUCGCAAUGAUCACCAGUGUACAGCAGCUAAAGACGGAUUAAACUUUGCUGAGACUGCGAUUAAAACCACCAGAUUGACAUUCACAUCUCAACAGAAUAAACUCGACCAUUCUCUGCGUACUGGAGCACUGACAAAAGCUGAUUAUGACAAACAAAUCAACCAAUUGAAACAUCAACUCGAACUUGAUUGUGCACCAUGGCAAGCUUAUGUAAAAAAACUAAGCCAGCUAAUUGAUCAGUACGGAUCUCGGACUGAAUCACUACGAAACAACAAACGAGAACUUGAACAAUCAUCGUCAUCAUCGUCCAUGAAGAAGUUGCCAAUAUCAUCUGACGUCAAACGUAGUCGAAUUAUGUUUCCUUCUUCAAGUAGCUCCGAUUCAGACGACCCAGAACCACACACUCCGGCUCCUCCUCCAGCAACAACCCAGAAGAAAUCCAUUCCAAACAAAACUACAUAUGAUUCAGGUACCAAUACAGACCCGUUAGAAUUCUCACUACGUACACCGUUUUCUUCAACACCAAGUAACAUUCCAUUCACUGCUCAAACGAAUCAGAUCACUGAACGAGUCCCUUUACAAUAUGUAAAUGAAAUCGCCGCCAAAUCAAUCGUUCAACUACAUGAUGAAGGACAACUAGUUCGAUGGAAUGAUGUCAUCUGGCGUAUCAUUAGUUUCUUUCGUGUACAAGAUCUCGGUAAUCUAGGCAUUCGACGUGCUGAUCAAAUUGCUUGUGUUGAUAAUCUAAUUCGUACUCAAAACAAAAUCAAUAUGUACAUUGAUGCUUACACGUAUUGGUCAACGAUGGGUACCAUCAGUGAAUUAGAGAGUGAUUUAGCUCGUCUGUUUUCUAAGAAGGAUUACUGUGAAUUAUUAAUGGGUCCGAUUGAGAAACAGCCAAAAAUCGAGGAACUAUUUUGUCUACGGGCUGUUUGUUAUGAUUCGGUGAAGAAAGACUUGAAGAGUUCAGAUAUAUUGAAAUAUCUCGAUCAAUAUAUGACGAAAGAAGGCGCGUGGAAAACAGAGAAUGAGUUGAAUUUAUCCAAUUUUUUGAAAUUUACGGCUGAACAAGUGAAUGUGAAGAAUAUUUAUCAGCUGGGAAUUCGAAUAAAGAGUGUCUAUCUCGCUCGAAAUUGUAUCAAAGCGAUGCAAGCAAAUCAACGAAAAAUAAUGGAAAUCGCUCGAACUGAACUCAAUCAAACCUUAGCUAAACUUGCACAAGAAGAAGUUCAGAAAAUUCUUCAUACCAUUCAAGGUAAACUGAUUGACGAUGAGAACCAACAACGGCAGACUUAUGCAUCGAUGGAUCCGAUUGAUAUAAUCAAUGAUAUGGUGGAGAUCUGCCGAGAUUUAUGUCAAAACUUUGUUGCAUUUCGAAAAGUUUCCGAUGCAUUACAAAUCAUUACCAAAGAUUCCAUGUUAAGGAAUAUAUUUCAAAUCGCUAUCUGCCGUGGAAAUCUCACAUUGCCCGAUUCCAAUAUUCGAUCGCUGAGAAGAACUGAUCACGCUGUAGCCAAGAAAAUCUAUUUCAGUUCAUCUGACAGUGAGCCAGAAGCUACUACGCCAUCUUCGAAAGCUGAAUUACCCAAAUCGGCGAAAAAUCAACCAAGUGAACAUGAAAUUAUUCGCGAACUGAAAGAACAGAUGAGCUCAUUGAAAUCCCUUUCAUUCACUUUAUUAUCCCGUAUUGAACAGCGCUUAUGUGAACGAUUUCAAGUGACGAUAUUUCAAGACUUAGGCUACGGUUCGUUUAUGAAUUUCGUCCAACAAAAUGAACAGUUACUUUUUCCUGCGGAAUUUCAAUUCAAUUUCUCGUCAAUACAAUCGAAUGGAAUCAAACCAGCAGUUCUAGUCCCUUUGGAAGAAAUCGAACAAUUCAUUCUUCAUACAAAUGAUCGAUUAAUCAACGAACAAUGUUUACAACAGAUGAUUUGUUAUCAUUUUCACAUCGAAACAUUCGAACAACUUGGAUAUGGAUCAUUUCACUCAGUACUCAGUACCAUCAAACAACAACAAUCAAUCAAAAGAACGUUUGUUCAUUAUGAAUGCACGAUGUUAGAUGAACUGCCUCUCAUAAAACAAAAAUCUAAUUUAAAUAUACAAGAUCUUGAAAAACAAGCUUUACAAGAUAUUAAGCGAUGUCCGUUGCUUGCGAAUAUCCACAGUGAUACUCAAUGGAACUUCCAUUUUCGUCCGAGUCUAGGCAAAUUGAAAUCGUUUCUUACUCGACAUUCACUUCCCUACCUUGAAAUCGAUCAUGUGACGUUUCUCAAACUAUAUCCGAACUCGACUCUUGAUUCAUUCAAAGAAUCUUUGUAUAAUUACGAUACAGUUCUCACUUCUGGCCAUUUGGUUUCAAUCCUCGUGCAAUAUGGUUCCCUGCAAAAUGCUCCAUUAUCCCUCCUUGCGAAUAUCAUGCAUACAUUCUUCUCCAGCACAUCACUCGACGAUCAGCUGUACCAUUUUCUCGCUCAUGUCUUCCUCCGAAUUCCAUAUCUUCUUCUCUCAUCCGUCAUCCAACGAAUCUUUCUCGAGCCUUUGGUUAAACUCGAAGGCAGUCAGAUAAAAAUGCGUGACACUUUUUGGAAAAUACUCGACAAACAGCAUUCGGAUAUGGUCAGCCGAUUCACUCAACUAGGACAAUACUUAGGGUACACUGAGUGGUCAGUCGACAAGCUAUCAACGAAAUCAGUGCUUUCAAUUUCAAAGAAAGAACAACGAGCAAUUCUACCAACUCCGAUCACUAGCAAGCUGCCAAUUGAUGUGAAGAUGGAGAGGAUGUGUUCGACAAAUGAUCCGUACGAAGUGGUUGAAAGAAUCCGUCGGGAGAAGUUCGGUAUUGGUUUAAACCUUUGCCUUGAAAGUCAACAUUUAACUGAGCAACUGAAAUUACUCGUCGGUCGAUCAUUGGAACGUCUUUCCAAGGAAUUGUACAAUACUGACAUGCACUUUGUCCUUGAAUUAAUUCAAAAUGCAGACGAUAAUCGAUAUAUUACGAAGCCAAGUCUUAUCUUUGUCAUUGAUUCAACUUCAAUCAAUAUCUAUAACAACGAAACUGGUUUUCAAGAACAUAAUAUUCAAGCUUUGUGUGAUAUUGGCAAGUCAACGAAGGGUAAACAUCAACAGGGUUAUAUUGGACAGAAAGGUAUUGGAUUUAAAUCAGUCUUCACAAUUUGUGAUCGUCCGGAAAUCUAUUCGAAUGGUUAUCAAAUAUGUUUCGAUGCUCAUAAUGGACCUAUUGGAUAUAUCUUACCUAACUGGAUAAAUGAUGAAAAUCGAGACAAUGAUUACCUGAAUUGGUCGACUCGAAUAUGUUUACCAUUGAAGUCUGAAACUGAAAUGCAGAAACAUAAAUCUCGUUCAUUAACUGAAAGUUUUCAUGAUAUUCAUCCGUCAUUGUUACUCUUCUUAAAUCGUCUUCGUUCAAUCACAAUCGACAAUCGUCUGACACAUUCGAAGCAUAUUUACGAGCGAAUUGAUCUUCCAGGAACAAAAAUUAUCGAGAUACAUUGUGAACAGACCAUCGAAAAAUGGUUUGUCAUUAAGAAACAACUACCAAUUCCAAAUGAAAUCCAAACAAAUCUUGAGACUCUGAUCGAAUCAACCGAAAUUGCAUUAGCUUUUCCUCUACACGAAAUUCGAUCCAACGAACAGUUCAAACUAACCAAACAGGAUGUUUACGCCUAUUUACCACUACGAACAUUCGGUUUCACAUUCAUUAUUCAAGCAGACUUCGAAGUUCCAUCCUCACGCCAGGAUAUCCUAAGUGAUAGCAUCUGGAAUCAAUAUCUUCUCAACGAAAUUCCGUCUCUAUUUUUAUCAUCACUCGAUAUCUUUCAGGCAGAACGAUCGUCUUUACCAAUCGAUCCUCUUCAUUUUUUUCUCUGUUUUCUUCCUGAUGAAGUAUCAAUCUAUAACAACAAUAUAUUCAGACCAGUUUGCCGAACGAUCCUUCAUUCCUUACGUUCUCGUCGGUUUCUUCCGGUUAUCAGUGAACCUAAUCUUCACAUGCCACACGAAUGUGUACUCGUUCAUGAUUCAACUAUUAAAGAUCUGCUCACACCUGAACUUCUCUACCAUCAUUUGAAUUUGUACUAUCUAAAAGACGAAUUUUCUCAACAUGAAAAACAAUUAUGCGAAUUAGGUGUUCAACGAUUAACUCACCAGGAAUUAAUCGAUGUGCUGAAGCAAAUGUUGGCUAAAGAAAUAACUUAUGAAAAUAAAUCGAUUCUCUCGAAAUGGUUCUUAUGCUUAUAUCGAUGCUUGAAUGAACUUUCUCUUCACGAUGAACAGAAUGUUCUAAAACAUAUUCAAACGCUGAAGAUUUUUCCAAUCAAAAAUCGACAAGAAUUCAUCGCAUUAAAUCAGUUAACUCAACCGAUUUUCUUUCCAUUAACAAACCUUCAUUUAUCGUCAUCGAUAGAAAAUGAUUUGUUGAUUAUUGAUGAUGGAUUAUGGAUGAAUUACGAUGAAAAUUCUAUCGAAAGAAUGCAAAUUCAAACUCUACUGGAAAGACUUGGUAUUCAACGCUUAAGCCAUCGAAUCAUCUGCGAACAACACAUCUUUCCCAUAUUUGAGAAUGAACAGAUAUGGAAAGAGAAGUCACAAGACAUUCUCGUUAGCUACACCAUUUACAUUUUCGAUCUUUGGUCAAAACAGAAGUAUUUUCUCGACAUGUCUCGAUUGAAAUCGAUUAUUCCGCUAUUGACGAACCAUCAUUUUAAGCAACCGAAUCAAACUUCAAUACAUUUUCCAGUAGCGUAUGGAAAUCCUUAUGAUUUACCGAAAGAUUUUCAUGCGUACAAUUGGACGUUACUCAGUGAUGAUUAUAUUCAACAUAUUUCAUCAUCGACUGAUCGGAAGAACCUACGUAAAUUCUUUGCAGACUUGGGUGUUUCGGAUUUUCUCUUACCGAUGAAUGCAUGGACUUAUGAACAGUUCGAUUCGUUAAUCCGCACGCAGUCUAUUUCAUUGAAUAAACGGCUUUUCCUUGCAUUACAAGAAACUUGGACAACGACGACAGGAAAUGAGGAGUUUGCUCAACAUUUGAAGGAUUCGAUAUGGCUACCAACCACUCAGCAUGAUUAUUCAUACAAUGAAGCAACUGAUGAAACGGAAAUAAAGAAGGUGGUGAAUUUAUCGAAACCGAAAGAUGCUUACAUAAAAAGCAAACAGAUCUAUCAACUUUUCGGACAACAUGUUCCGUAUGUCAAUGUCGAGAUCGAUCCGAAUUCAACGUUUUCGACGGAGAUUGGUCUUAUUCACCAUGUAACAUCCUCGGAUGUGAUUUCAAUGUUAAUACAAUGGUGCCAAAGCUCGAUUUUCUUCACUUCGCUAUCGCAUAUGCAAUAUGUUUACAAAUACAUAUAUGAAAACGCGAAGAUAAACGAAAUACGGGAGUUAAUUCAGCAGAAUUCGAUUUUCUUUGUUCCAAUCGAUCCUGGUCGAGGAAAAUUCGUUGGUCUCUCGGACGUUUGUUGGUACGAUUCAACGAAUCUAUUCACGAAGUACACUGCAUCACAAUCAAAUCAUCGCUGCAUACUCGAGCCUUAUUAUACUGAACAAAAAUCGAUCUUCGUUGAUACUUUCGGUGUACCGUUACACCCAACUAUCGAUGAAUACAUCAAUCUGCUAGUUCAUAUUGCGACAAAUACAACAACAGAAGAAACUAUACAGGAUGCAUUUCUCGUCUUUAAAAUGCUUGGAAAAUGGUUUAAACAGUCAGAUACUCCAAUCGACAAGCCGUAUUUACAAUUUAAACGAAUAUUUCCAACGACUGAUCAUCGUUGGGUUUCGAUUAAUGAUAAUCCUCUCAUUUCUGACAAUGACGAUAUCGCUCAACAAUUUUCUCAAGUUACCAACAUUCCUUUCAUUUACGCACCUUCAGAUCACGUGCUGACGUUUUUCAACAUGUGCGAUAUAAAAUCUCUCUCAUCGGCGAUAAUCAUUGAAUGUACAAUUGAGAAUCAAUCGAGUGGAGUUUUCGUUCAAAAUCUACUUGCCCCGAUGAUUCGUUAUAUACAACUAUACAUGAAAUCUCGUCCUGAAUUUGCCGAAGCAUAUCAAUGGACAAAAUCUAUCCAACUCUCAUCGGUUCUUGAAAACCUUCGGUUUGGUAUAAUUGAUAAUCUUCAAUUAACCUAUCGAAUGAAAUCCGAUCCAUCAGUUUGUAUCGUUCAACAGCAGAAAUCGUAUUUUGAUAAGAGCGAACUGAUCUUCUAUGUUCAUCGGCAAUGGACUGAACAUUCGAAAUCUUAUCGCGAUAUAUUUCAUUCUUUUGCACAAAUAUUUCUACCCAGUCAUAAUCGAGAGUUAAUCCGUGCGUUGGGCAAUUUUAUGUGUUUGCUCUACAACGAAGAUGAGGAUAAUUUAGAAAUGUUUGCAAAAUAUCAACAUUUUGAUUUAUACUCUGAUGAUAUUGAGGAUAUGCCCUGGCAAAUCUCAUCGACGCCAUCGACACAAAUAAAAUCCAUCGAACCACCGAAAAUCGAUGAAAAUAAAGUUCGAACAUUGCUAGAAAAUGUAGCACAAAGCCAAGAACAAUAUCAUGCGUUCAAACGAAAGAAGCGAGAAGAAGCGCAGAAGAUGACUACUGAUGCAAAACACGAAUCUCAUCAGCCCGAUAUCAUCUCUCGAUUUGAUCGUAUACAGUCUGGUAACCUUCCUUCAAUAACCGACACACCGUUUGAAAAUGUUGAGCAACAUUCCAAGAAGUUCGAUAUCAAGGACUUAACUCAUCAAGUUCUUCACAAUCGCAAUUCAGCCAUAGGUUCCGACCAAGCAUCCUUAGAAGAAAUUGGUCGUUGGGGUGAGCAAUGGGUCAACGAAUAUCUUCGUAGUAAAUAUCAGGAUAAAAUUCAAUCGAAUGAGAUAGAUAUCAUUUGGUUAAAUCAAAAUUUCGAACAAGGCAAACCUUAUGAUUUCAUACUGAGAAGUCUCAAAUUCGAUUGGGUGAUUUAUAUCGAAGUGAAAAGUACUUUAAGUAGUAACCGUCAAUUGAUCCCGAUAACAUUCAACGAAUUGCAACACUGUUGUUCGUUGACGAAUCGAAAUCACGAAUUUCAAAUCUAUCGCGUUUAUAAUACAGGUCAAUUGAAGACAGUUAAAUUACGUAUUGUGGAAAAUCUUGAAGAGAAAUUACGCAAACAUGCAUUGGAAUUGUUUUUAUUUGUUCUUUUUCGAAUAAUGAUUAUAGCUACACGACGAUUAGUCACAACACUAUCGCUCAAUUGUACUCAAUCAGUUUUGAUUAGAUCUGCAUCGUAUCGUAUUAAUCCGAUCGAAACGCCGAAUCAAAUAACUGUCCCACAUUCCAUGGUGAAAAACAUUGAACGACAGCGAGCAAAGAAAAUCUACAAAAAAGAACAGGAGGAAGAUCCACCAGGGGAUCGAUCCCAAUCACCAGUGGUGGCUUGUAAACGUUCGGAAUUCAAUCACUAUCCAGGUCGAGGAUACAAACAUAUGACCGAGAAACAUGUUGCUUCGAACGCGUGGCAUCAUCGCUUAUCGAAAGGAGAUUUCUUUACCAUUGAUCAUCAUUUUAAAAAUCCAUCAUGGUCUCAAGCAACAGUGUCAACAUUUGAACAACUCGAGUGUAAGCCUGAGCUGGUUGAACUUCUGCAGAAAGCGAAUAUUCACAAUCCAACUGCUACGCAGUCACGUGUCAUCCCAGAAUUGAGAACUGGUCGACAUAUGAUUGUAGCAGCGGAAACCGGUGGUGGAAAGACAUUGGCAUAUCUCGUACCUCUCAUUGAAUCGUUACUUCGAUGCAAAGCAUCAAAUCGUGGAGUACCAAUAGAAAAUGCACCAUUCGCAAUUAUUCUUGCACCAACUCGAGAACUUGUUGUUCAAAUAGAAAAUAUGUUACAAGUGUUUAAUGACUUGAAUAUUCGAACAAAAAGUUUAGUCGGUAUUAACACUGACAAAGACCCAUUAAACUUCACCCUCGGCGUAGUUGAUUUUAUCAUCGCUACGCCCGGUGUUUUGCUACGACUUCUCAGACAAGAUGAACAUUUCGGUAUUGAAAGACGUUUAAUCGGUACUAAUCUUCGGCAUGUUGUUGUUGAUGAAGCUGAUACUCUUCUCGAUAUUACAUUCAGUCCUGCUGUCGUCGAGAUUAUUCGACGUUUAGAAGUUGAUGUGCAACCAAUCAAUGAUGUUGAACACAAUGCACCACCUGCCGUUCAACUCAUUUUUGUCUCUGCAACAAUCCCUACUGCCACCGAAGAAAGUCUUAAAGAUUUAAUUAGCGCUGAUCAAAUCGAUAAAAUGUCCACUCCAUCUGUACAUCGAAUCAUGCCACAUGUUCCACAAAAAUUCUACCGAGUGGGAAAUCAACAGAAACUUGAACUGCUGUUAAGGCUGGUCAAGAAUGAUAUUGAAAAGAAACAUCCCUGUUUGAUAUUCUGUAAUAAAACCAAAACAGUUCGAUUUCUUCAACAGUUCUUCCGUGAUCAGCGUAUUGAAAUUCUUACGAUGCACAGUGAAAUGACUGCCACAAAACGUGCGAACAAUCUGGAAAAGUUUUCUACUGGCGAGAAUAAUGUCAUGUGUGCAACGGAUAUCAUUUCACGAGGAGUGGAUACGUACUGGGUAGAACAUGUGAUACAAUUUGAUUUUCCAUCGUUUAUGUCGGACUACAUCCAUCGAGCAGGUCGUGUUGGGCGGAUUGGUGCGAAAAAACCUGGCAAAGUGUCCAGCUUCGUCACUCAACCACAAGAGAUCUCUCUGGCACAAAAAAUCGAAGUCACUGCCCGUUUGAAUAAAAAACUUAGCGGAGUAAAUAAUGAUAUCAGAAAACAAUUAGAGCUCCGAGCACAACAACGUGAACAAAGACAAGAAAGGAUCGACAGUCGACAAGUACGUGAAGAGCUUUGCAAUGAAGUCAUUCGAUCAGCUAUGGUUUAA
Adineta ricciae is the source of this 10764-nucleotide messenger RNA. The record is from the annotation of a GenBank genome assembly. NCBI's taxonomy places the organism in Eukaryota, Metazoa, Rotifera, Eurotatoria, Adinetida, Adinetidae.